GCGAAACUUCUGUCACAGAACAGAAAUACUCCAUCGUUGAACAUCUGACAAGCAAUUUAAGUUUCCCAAUGGCUAAAGUAGAGAUAGCUGCAUUAAGACCGUGGGAUGAUUUCUUCCCUGGCUCGGAACGCUUUGCUAAACCAGAUAUACACGAUUUACCGAAAUGGAACAACAGGGUGGUCAGCAAUCUACUGUAUUACCAAACUAAUUAUUUGGCGUUGGCAGUAAUGGUAUUUUUGAUUGUGGGGUUUAUGAACCCCAUCAGCAUGUUCACCGGUGCAGCUGUGGUGGCGUCAUUAUUUCUUGGCUCUGUGUGGGCUGGAGAAAACAAAGCAGUGAUCAAGAGCUUUAAAAAGGACAAUCCUACGCUGUUUGUCUUUCUCGUGAUGGUCGCAAGCUACCUCAUCAUGUCGCUCUUUGGCGGGGUCAUGAUCUUCUUGUUGGGGAUCAAGCUCCCUCUGCUGUUGAUCUUUGCUCAUGCCUCUCUGCGUCUGCGCAACAUGAAGAACAAACUGGAGAACAGGAUGGAGGGCGCAGGACUAAAGAAGACACCCAUGGGUAUUCUGCUGGAAGCUCUAGGCCAGCAGGAGGAGAACAUAUGCAAGAUUCAGGAUUUUCUGGAGAGCAAGCUCAAGGAGUGACAGGGGCAGGGGUAACAGCAAUGGACUGACGGGGUUUUUUUUGGCAUUCAUGUGUCCUGAUCCCUAGCAUGGAGUCUCCCUGCUUUAAGUGUGUAGGGCUUUCAAAUGAUGGGUGAAAGAAUGCAGCUUACACUAAGAGGUUUACAAAAUUAUCAUCUUGAAAUGUUAUAAACUGCAAUAUUUCUGGGCAGUUUAGAGCAGUUAGACAGUACUGUGAGGAUUUGUGUGGGAUUUAUUAUUGUGUAAUGUGCUAGCUAGUAAUGUGAUGUUAAUAUACUAAUCUAUGAUAAAUGUGCUUCCUCUGUUUUGGCUCAAAAGGAAAACCUUGGAAAACGACUAGUCAGAACUGCUGUGCUGUAGCAAUGCAAUACUGACUUGUAGGUAUACAUCUCUUAUCCAGAUACAGAUUAAUAUAGAUGAAUGUUUCAUCAUAUUUAUGAUGCUGAAUGUUGAAGGCCUUCUUCCAUAAUGAACACAACCAAUGUAAGCUGUUUUUGUACACGAG
This is a messenger RNA of Electrophorus electricus (electric eel), 1146 nucleotides long. It is a transcript of the gene arl6ip5a, whose product is annotated as ADP-ribosylation factor-like 6 interacting protein 5a. NCBI's taxonomy places the organism in Eukaryota, Metazoa, Chordata, Actinopteri, Gymnotiformes, Gymnotidae. Gene Ontology annotation, biological process: negative regulation of transport. The record is from RefSeq and is a predicted model, not a curated record. Gene Ontology annotation, cellular component: membrane.